Messenger RNA from Cricetulus griseus (Chinese hamster), 1845 nucleotides. Lineage: Eukaryota; Metazoa; Chordata; Mammalia; Rodentia; Cricetidae. The record is from RefSeq and is a predicted model, not a curated record.
UCAGCCACCGAGGGUUCUGGACUCCCAGCUCCCGUGAGCUGGGUCUCUGAGCUGCUUCACUGGAAGAGGGAUCUGCUUGUUUGGCUGUUUGGUUUGAUUUGGGGUUCUCUGAAUGCAGAAGAGAAGGAACGUACAGACUUCUACCUCCUUUCUGGGCAAUCCUACACUCUCCAUCCAUUUCACCGGACAUGAACACACUCAUUUGAGACUCUACUGUGUGGAGGGCUGAAAGACAAUGAAGAGGCCAAUUGGAGGGACAGGCCCCCCCCAGUAGCUAGUGGGCAUAUACAAACACCAGGACCUGGUACCUGCAGAGGUGCUAGGAGGGUCUGCUGACCAAGGUCAUAAGGCCAGUGGCUAAGGAAGCCAUGCAUAUCAUUCUAAGAAGACAUCUUUUGUCCUCUAAGACAAUAGGGAGCCAGUGAGGGCAGUAUGCUGACCCCAAAGGGCUGACUAUAUGGACUCAUCAUUAACUUCUGUUGACUGAUGAGGGUGACUGUGAUGUGACUGACCAUGGCCCAGUGAUGCCAUCUCUCUCUGCCCCCCUCAGCUCCUAGGAGAGCUGAGGUCAAACCAUACUUCAUUAAACCUCACAGCAUGCUUUGGCUGCUCUGAGCACUGACCUUGCUGGCUUCCUGCAGGGACAGAUCUGGUUUUCCGUUUUAGCAUAGGGGUGGUGGCUGGAACAUCUGGAAUGUAUUAGAGGUAAGGCCAGGGUGGAGCGCAACCCUGCCUGGUACCUCCUUCACACAGAACCUCCCCAAAUCAGAGGUGAUAACCUCCCAUUCUCUGUCUCCUCUCAGACCUCUCAUCAGCCCGGUCCACCCCAGAUGCCUGGCAUUUGAAGACAGCCAUCGCUUGAGCGUCUGCUGCUGCUGAUUUUUUACUGUGGCUUAGGAGAGUUUCUUCGGUGCGAGGAAGGAGUGUCUGUUGCUACUACUGUUUUGUUUUUUGUUUUUUUUUUUAAUUUAUUUUUCUCUCUUUGAGCUGGGUCUUGCCCCUUUCUGCGGCCAUGAUGGCCCAGUCCAAGGCCAACGGCUCACACUACGCACUGACGGCCAUCGGCCUGGGGAUGCUGGUCCUCGGGGUGAUCAUGGCCAUGUGGAACCUAGUCCCUGGUUUCAGCGCUGCAGAGAAGCCAACAGCUCAGGGCAACAAGACAGAGGGAGGUGGUGGCAUCCUCAAGAGCAAGACUUUCUCAGUGGCGUAUGUGCUGGUCGGCGCUGGCGUGAUGCUGCUGCUGCUGUCCAUCUGUCUGAGCAUCCGGGACAAGAGGAAGCUUCGGCAGAAUGAGGAACUGGCCCGCAUCCAACAGCAGGCUGGAGCUGUGCCUCCCACGCAGGAGGAAGACAGGUGAGACACGCCCGACUGCUCCCCCCAGCCCCGGGCAGGGACACACGCACACAGACUCACUGAGAAAGAACUUUGUUCUACAAGUCUGUAUUUCCCCUCUCUUCCAGGAAGGUGCCUCCUACCAUCUUACAAAUACCUUUGUGCUUACUAGAUGCAGGCUUCCCAAAUCCUGUGGCUUAGGUGGAUUAUAAGGUGUCCCACAGAAACUGGUGGGGUCAGUGAGGACCAGGGCUCUAGGUUGCUUGUUUCUCUCUCUGCCCCAGGCGCUUUACGUGAUUUGAAAAGGACAAGGCACAAUGUCUCACGUGACCCACAAUAUCACGAGUGUAUUUAAGAGAUAGAUGAUAGAUGGGGCAAUAUGUGAUGAAAGUUGGCAUCUCUCCGAAGAUCCGUUUCUGUGGCUGUGAUUAAAAGCACUCUGAGGAAAGCAGCUUAUGGGGAGAAAGGACUUACUUAGUUCACAAUUCCAGGUCACUGUCCAUCAUUUAGGGG